Molecule: messenger RNA, 817 nt
Organism: Gymnodraco acuticeps
Lineage: Eukaryota; Metazoa; Chordata; Actinopteri; Perciformes; Bathydraconidae
Exons: 6
Coding region: 38-817 (259 amino acids)
Source: RefSeq, a predicted model, not a curated record
ACAUUUUAGAAACCAGAUCACAUUGUUUGAUCUAAAAAUGGUGCGCUUCAAAAAAGGCAAAACAAAGAAAGCUUUAGACCUCUGGCAACAAGCAGGAGGUAGAGAUUUCAUCACCAGGUCUUUAAUUUCUCAUGGUUUUAGUGAAGUUAAUGUUACAACUGAACAGUGGUCCUCAGUUACACUUACAGUGUUUAAAAGUAAUAAGAAAGAGCAUCUUAAGUGGUUGAGGGUCAUCUGGGGUGAAGACCGACGUGGAGUCCGGACUGAGGUGCUUCAAGCAGCACUACCCAACCCCAAGAGCCCACCUGCCACAAAGGUGAAGAAAAGAAAAGUGGACCAACAGGAACAAGACGCACAGGGAAAUUUGACCUGGCUGUGGGAAAAAAAGGACACAGAGGUGGUCGUGGCAGUGCUCCCCUCACAGAUGAAAGGACGCAUGUUGCUUAUCCGCCACUGUGAGCUAUGCUCACUUCGACCCCACCAGUGGUUGACAGGGGAGGUAAUUGAAGGCGUGUUUCAUGUUGCUGCCGACAAAUUCGCCGUUCUGAACAAAAUGUACUUGCUAAAUCACUACACAGCAAGUGUCAUUUUGUUCGGGGACAGAACUCAGCUAACAUCUCACAGUUUACCGAAGGUCAACUUUGACAACUAUGAAGCUGUCCUGUCCUUUGUACUUGUCAACAACAACCACUGGAAGUUGCUGUACAUUCAUGCCAACACCAGCACCGUAUUCCUGGUGGAUCCAGCUCAAAGCAUAAAAGAGCUUGAUGACACCGAACAUGCUGCCAAAAGAAUACAGUCAAUCAAAAUUCAAUAG